Molecule: messenger RNA, 1488 nt
Organism: Clunio marinus
Lineage: Eukaryota; Metazoa; Arthropoda; Insecta; Diptera; Chironomidae
Source: the annotation of a GenBank genome assembly
AUUUCAAUCAAAGUUUUAGAAUUGCCGGCAACGUUUCAUAAAAUUAUUUAAUAAAUUAUGGCGGACGACGAUGAAAUUAGAGAAUAUCGAUGGGAGACAGGGUACGAGAAAACUUGGGAAGAAAUAAGAGAAGACAAUAAUGGUUUGAUUUCUGGAUCUAUUCAUGACAUCAUUCAGAAAGCAAAACGGAAACGUCAAGAAGCCAAGAAAGGCUCAUCGAGACUAGGAAUGAUGAGACAUAUUUAUAUCAUGCUGGAUUGUUCUGAAGCAAUGUCAAUUCCUGACCUUAAACCAACAAGAUUUCUCAACACUUUGAAGAUGCUUCAGCUGUUUAUUGAAGAAUUCUUCGAUCAGAAUCCCAUCAGUCAAGUCGGAAUAAUAUUGUUGAAGAAUAAAAAAGCUGAAAAAAUCACAGAACUAGCUGGAAACUAUAAAAAUCAUGUUAAAAUGAUUCAAAGUAUUACAAAACUCAAUCUUGUUGGAGAGCCUUCAUUACAAAACGGCUUAGAAACUGCUUUACAAACACUUCGAAUGAUACCAGCGCAUGCAAGUCGAGAAGUUUUGAUGAUUCUUGGUAGUCUUACGACUUGCGAUCCCGGCGACAUCACGGAAACGAUUCAAAGCCUCAAGCAAGAAAACAUUAGAUGCUCAGUUAUAAGUUUAUCAGCUGAGACAAGAAUAAUGCGAUAUUUAACAACACAAACUCAUGGAAUUUACAGCGCGAUAUUAGACGAGUCACAUUACAAAGAUCAAUUGUUUCAACAUAUUGAGCCGCUGCAAGCGACAAAUACUCAAGAAUGCUCUUUGAUUAAAAUGGGAUUUCCUCAUGGUCUUGUUCAGGAUUCAAACAAAAAGGACGUUUCUAUGAUGUCGAUGUGUAUGUGUCAUUUGGAUUCAUCGGAGCCACGCAAAUUAUCCACAACUGGCUAUUUCUGCCCUCAGUGUCAAGCAAAAUAUUGCGAAUUACCAGUUGAAUGUGUCGUCUGUGGUUUGACGCUUGUCCUUGCCCCACAUCUUGCUCGCUCUUAUCAUCAUCUUUUCCCCAUUGCGAACUUCAUUGAAGUCCCAUACGAAAAGCAAUCAACUCAUUGUUUUGGCUGCCAGCGUCCAUUUCAAGACAUCGACAAGAGUUUAUAUCAAUGCCCCAAAUGUCGAAUAUUUUAUUGCAUUGACUGCGAUAUUUUCAUUCACGACACGUUGCAUACUUGCAUUGGAUGUUCAACGACUCCUGGUGGUCAAAAACAUCAAAUUCAUUCCGAUUCAAAUAAUUAUCAAAAGUCAUUUAACAAUUCUGUUCAUUUGUAGUUUAUUUAAAAUUCUGAAUGUUGGAUUCGUCUAAUAUAGACAGAUUUAAUCACAAUGAUCCACCAUUGAUUGAAUUAAGUGAAAUAAAAUUCAUCAAUAAUUUCAUUUUCUUAUCACAAAGUAAACGCUUUUAGAAUAUGACAACUCAUCAAAAUUCUUAUCUAGAAAGUUUUUCAUCUUAAU